This is a messenger RNA of Trifolium pratense (red clover), 1299 nucleotides long. RefSeq names its product leucine-rich repeat protein 1-like. NCBI's taxonomy places the organism in Eukaryota, Viridiplantae, Streptophyta, Magnoliopsida, Fabales, Fabaceae. Gene Ontology annotation, molecular function: protein binding. The coding region runs from base 306 to 956 and encodes 216 amino acids. The record is from RefSeq and is a predicted model, not a curated record. The transcript has 6 exons.
ACUUUCAUAAACCAUUAAUAACCAUCCACAAUAGUACUACUAUAUCUCAACAAUUAAAAGACUUUAGUUGACUACCAAUGAUUCCUAACUCCAAUUUGUCAUAAAAAAACAUAAAAUAAAUAUUCUUACCUAACUAAUUUCCACAAACAAUAAAAAAUACAACAAAAAGUGAACUCCAUUACCAUGUUUUACUGCUCUGUUAUUCCCAAAACCAAUACUCUCUUUCAAAAGCAUCUCUCUCUAUCAAACCCUAACAAACGCGUUUCGUCUUCAAUUCAACAAACCUCAGAUCAGAGAAGAAGAAAAUGGCACCAAUCUUCAAUUCUCUUCCCUUUUACGCAGUUUUCCUAACCCUAACCCUAGUUCAAUUCGCCCAUGCUAAUUCUGAAGGAGAUGCUCUUUACACACUCAAACGAAGUCUCACUGAUCCUGAUAACGUUCUUCAGAGCUGGGAUCCAACUCUAGUUAGUCCCUGUACUUGGUUCCAUGUUACAUGUAACCAAGAUAAUCGUGUUACUCGAGUGGAUCUUGGUAAUUCUAACCUAUCUGGACAUUUGGUACCUGAACUCGGGAAGCUAGAGCAUCUGCAGUAUCUUGAGCUGUACAAAAACAACAUUCAAGGAACUAUUCCUGCAGAGCUUGGAAACCUCAAGAGUCUAGUUAGCUUGGACUUGUAUAACAACAACAUAUCAGGAACCGUCCCACCUUCAUUGGGGAAAUUGAAGAAUCUCGUCUUUUUACGACUUAAUGACAAUCGACUAACUGGCCCAAUCCCCAGGGAACUUGUUGCUAUUUCAAGCCUUAAAGUAGUGGAUGUCUCCAACAAUGACUUAUGUGGUACAAUUCCUACUUCUGGGCCAUUCGAGCAUAUUCCAUUGAAUAACUUUGAGAAUAACCCUCGUUUGGAAGGUCCGGAGUUGUUGGGACUCGUAAGUUACGACACAAACUGCUCAUGAAUCAUGUGAUGUCUUAGGAUCUCAAUCUAUGUUGAAUUAUGUGUGUAUUCUAAAAUUGAAGUGUAUUACGUCAUAGUGUAAUGGGGUGUGGUGUAUAUGAAAUUUACAUACUGAAGAACAUUGGCAUUUGUAACUGUAUUAUGCAUCUUCUACUGAAGUUGUUGUCUUGAGAGUAUCUAUCUAUUGAUGUAAAAUACUAGAAAAGAAAACACUUGGUCACUGAUAAAAUAUUUGUGACUCAGUUAUUAGUAAUACUGUUUGUUAGUUCCUAGUGGAAGCCUUGUUAUUAUUUCUAAUGACAAUGCAAGUGCCUGGAGAGUGUUUUACCACUUAAGGAUUGAUG